Menidia menidia (Atlantic silverside) is the source of this 3864-nucleotide messenger RNA. The record is from the annotation of a GenBank genome assembly. NCBI's taxonomy places the organism in Eukaryota, Metazoa, Chordata, Actinopteri, Atheriniformes, Atherinopsidae.
CAGAGUAAAAGUCACGUUGGAAGGAAAAGGGGAGAGAGAUAUCUACUUACAGCUGCUGUCAGAUAUCCGAUCGUGUUCGCAUGGCGAGGAGGUAACCUGAUCGAGCUGGGAGGAGUGACUCGACCAGAGAAGGCUUGAACAAAAAAAAAUGUCUUCUUCUGCCGGAGAGGUCACAACAGCAAAUGACAUCAAGAGGGAAAAUGUGAAAGAGGUGGAUACGCGGGACUGCAUCAAGCUUGUGGCGCUGGACGCGGCGGAGUUGUCCAUGGAGCGCACGACUCCCAACACUGACGCGGUGCGCACGGAGCUGUUGGUGAGCGCCGCUUCCUCUCUGGCUUUCUCCCCGGAGCAAGUGGCGUGCGUCUGUGAGGCAUUGCAGCAGGGAGGCAAUGUGGACCGGCUGGCCAGGUUCCUGUGGUCCCUGCCACAGAGUGACUUGCUACGCGGCAACGAAAGCAUCUUAAAAGCACAGGCCCUCGUUGCUUUUCACCAGGCACGGUAUCAGGAGCUUUAUAGUAUUCUGGAAAACCACAGUUUCAGUCCGUCCAACCACACCUUUCUGCAAGACCUGUGGUACAAGGCCCGGUACACCGAGGCAGAGAAGGCGCGGGGAAGACCCCUGGGCGCCGUGGACAAGUACCGGAUCCGGAGAAAAUACCCUCUUCCCAGGACUAUCUGGGACGGUGAGGAGACUGUUUAUUGUUUCAAGGAGAGGUCCCGAAACGCGCUGAAGGAUCUGUAUAAUCAGAAUAGAUACCCCUCCCCGGCCGAGAAAAGAAAUCUUGCCAAGAUAACAGGACUCUCCUUGACUCAGGUCAGCAACUGGUUCAAAAACAGAAGACAGAGAGACAGAAACCCGUCGGAAGCCCAAUCAAAGAGUGAGUCUGAUGGCAACCACAGCACAGAGGAUGAGUCCAGUAAAGGCCAGGAUGAGCUCUCCCCUCGUCCUCUCUCCAAUUCCUCAGAUGGGGUGAUAACACACGGAAGCCUACCCAUUCAAACAGGACCUCUGGACAGUGGGAUUGUCAUCCAGCAGAUAGGGGACAUCAAGAUGUCCCCUGUAUCGAGCAGUGGUGGCCUCUACAACGGAAGUCUAGCAACCAAUAACACUUCCUCCACUGUGUUCCAUAAUGGUGGCUCAUCUUACCUCCAAUCACCUGGGAACAUGCUGUUCAAUGGCCUCAAUUUGGGCAUACAGCCCUUGGCAUUCAACCCUCUGAGGCCAUCUGGGGGGGUGCUGCUUGGGGGUGCAGGAGCGGACAUGCACAUGCAGUCAGGACAGGAGAAAGGACUGGGCAGUGCUGAUGAGUCCUCCUUGCAGUACUCCUCCUACUCAAGCUGUGUGAAUGGGGCAGAGGUGAAGCUGGAGGGGGUCCACACCAUGGCCGCCCAGAACGGAGGCUCGUCUGUGCUGACGUUCAGCUCGCCAUCAGGUGCCCUGCAGCUGGGGGGCUACAGUCUGGUCCAGGUACCAAGUGGAGUCUCUGACAGUGACGGCAGCUCGUUACUCAACAGUGAUGUGGGUCUUCCCCCACUGCAGCUCUCUUCUGCUUCUUCUCCCUCAUCAAUUACACAACAAGGUAACAUGCCUCUGAAUAAUGUAGCAGCCAGCUCCUCCAGCGAUGACUCGUUUCAGCAGCAGGAGAAGCUGACCAUGACGUCCCUCCACCACAGCACGGUUCUCUAUAGCAUGAGCAACAGCAGUCAGCCGGCCAUCAAGAAGGAGCCCAUAGAAGGGGGGAUGUACUCCUCGUACCACCACGGGCUCCACCUGGACGCCAGCGGUCGGAUCAGCUACACCACUCCCAACUCAGAGGAGAUUUCCUCCAGCCACAGUGCCACCUCCACCUCUGAGGUUCCCGCUGUCAGCUCAUCCAGCCCCGAACCGGAGGUCUACACCACCCUCACCGUCAGCACGCCCCUGAUGGCUCAAACAGACCCCAGCAACCACCACCUCCAGCCCACGGAGUACCUUGGGAGCCACGAGGUGCCACGGGGGGCCCCGUCCUCACACCUGAUGGGGCCUGGCAUGAACAACAACUACAUGAACCUUUCAGAGGGCAAGGUGGACGGCUCGGGGUCAGGGGGCAUGAAUGAUAUGGUGCGAGCAAUGUGCGGGGAGAUCGAGGCGGCAGAGGGAAAGGAGCUAGCCAAACUACAGACAGUGCAGAUGGAUGAGGACAUGACCGACCUCUAGCCUCAAAUCUCACCCAUCACAGGAGCACUCACGUGAACCCAAGCAGCGAUAUGAUGAUUCUUUUUACUGUUUUGUGUGUUUGUGUGUGUGUGUGUGUGUGUGUGUUUUAAACCAUUAAUUUCCUUUAAAUUAUUUGUGUUUAUUUGACUUUUAUGAUGCACUCUAGUCAGAGAGGAGCCCUGUGUGGGGGGGUGGCUUUAUCAGAUGGUCAUGAAAAUUUUUAAAAGCCUCUGACAAGUUUUAAAAUGCCCGUUCGUGAGACGAAACAUGACCGUUAUGAGCUGACAGAAACAGUCGCCACAUUUGUUUGAGCCUCGUUUUAAAUGUGCAUUUUUAUAGACAACACCUGCUACUUCCUGUUGACUGGAUUUGAUCUGCAGAAGCAGGUGUUGGAAUGCCUCGAGUCAUGUGACCAGGAUGUUCCUCCAAACUAAAUGCGUCAUCUGGGUCAAACCAAAAAGGUCAUUCUGAAGGGGGAAGAGGGAGAGAGCUUCGAUGAAAAGUUGUCAGUUAAACAGCUUUACUGAAGGACUGCACACACGUGCAUAGAAUAGGUCAUUAUCUCACAGAGCUGCUGAUUUAGGUAAAAGUGUCCUUCAGUAAGCACUUUAAAUUCUCUGAAUGCCUCUCACGUCAAUGCAAAAUGCUGCUUUACUGCUUUAUAUCAAAUAAAACAAAUUAGGGGUGUUGAAUGUGAGAAAUAAGUAAAGACAAAUGUGCCUUUCUGCUACUUAAAAUCCACAAUGGCAUCGGUCUGUUUUGGCAUUUGCACUACCAUGAUGACAUUACAAUGUUUGAAACAGCCUCUCUGUUGGAGGGUUUGUCCUGCGCGACACACCCCAACAAAUGCACAAUAUCACAGCAACGGCUCCUAUUUUAAGUCUCAUCACCGACCCAUGAGGCCAAGACAUGAAUGAUGUUUGCAAAAUCUGACGUCCUUCAUCGUAUGUUGUUUAUAAUGCUGCAACUCAUAGUAUGUUAACUAGUUGUGAUGAUACUGUACUAUAUUAUGUUUCGUUUUGAUGCAUCUCUCAAAAUGUCAGUGAUCAUGAAUGAUAUUUUUCUAUAAAGACAGAUGCAAACAACUACGGUGUGUAUGCUUUUAAGGGUCCCAAGGAACAAAGGGAAAGGAUUUAAAUGCAACCAAGAAGAUUUUUCAAUAGAGAUCGUAGUUUUUUCUCUUUGCAUGGCAUCAUGGCAUUUCCGACGCAAGUGCCUUUUAUUUUUGUGUGUCUGUAACAUUAAAAGUCAUCUCAGUUGUUGCUCUUGCGUCAGCGCGCGGAAAACUCUACCGGCACAUUUGUCAGCUGUCACAAAGAGAGCAUGAAGCCCAUUUGUCAAGUGUGUCCAGUGCUUUUCACAACACUCGCUGAGGUCCAUGCCGUCAUACAUGACCACAACACCACAUUUAAACCAAGCAGCCAACUCACAUUUACAUAAGAGCGUCCCGUGUUGUCCUGCCGGUGGAAAUGACACUUUUCCUUGUCCAGACAUUUGAGUGGACCUUUCAGUGAAAGACUCCAUAGUGCUUUAACAAUAUGAGUUUAAAAAAAGAUGAGCAAAAAGUAACAUUUUGUUUGCAUUUGUUUUUUUGAAGCUAUAGUUUGAAUUUAUGUGUUUGUUAUCUGAAAUUAUGUAAAUGUAUUUUUCUAAAUCUCCAUACUGCA